GACCGUCCCUCCUCAUUUCGUGGAUUUUAUCCGUGUCACUUGGAGCGGCCGCGGCUUUUCCACGGACUCUCUCUUCGCUCCUCGUCUUACGACUUAUUUGCCAUCUGCACGUUUUCGUCCCUCGCCGGAUUGUCCGUUGCACCGGUCGCCCAACUGUAGCUCGACUCCUUCCGGACCUCCUCUUCAAGCUCUAGUCGAGGGGAAUGCCCCGCCCCUAGUCCCGGAGCCCAUCUCUCCACAAGACGAGCAAGGAAUCCCCGUCAUCUGAGCAUGGAGGACUAUGAGCUGCGAUCUGCGGCCAGCAUCCUGGCUUCAGUGAAGGAGCAGGAGGCUCGCUUUGAGCGUCUCACACGUGCCCUGGAGGAGGAGUGCCACAGCAUGGCCCUCCAGUCAGCGACCGGUGGACAGACCCUCGCCUGGCAGCAGGUGGUGAUGCAGGAACAGAGCCCUGAGGAGCACCUUUCCCUGGCUAUGAUGGAGGAACCAGAGGAACUGCUAGAUCCAACUAUAAGUGCAACUGUGACCACGGAGCAGGAUCCUGGCACACCCACCUCCCGGCCAUCUGCGCUCACCACUGACCGUCCCGAGGCCAAGCCCCUGCCCUUCCUGCAGGCCACCAAAACGAUGACGACAGUCAUGGCACGCUCGGUGAGGUCUUCGACCUUGGGACCAGAUGGGCUGCCCCUCCUUGAAGGCUCUCCACCGCUGGGCAGCUACACGGACUCCAUUGAUCGGCGCCGCGGCCUCCCUCAAGGCUCCACGCUCACCUGCUCUUUCAACAGCUACAAUGGAUCCUACGGCGAGAGCCCGGAGCGGCUGACGCGCCAGGCGAGUCGUGAUGCCGGUGACGCCUAUGGGAGUCUGUCUCGUCCUGCGGGCUACCGGCUACACCCACCUUACGCGCCCGCUGGCGCCUACACUCUGCCCCAUCGCCUAGAUGACUACGGCCUCGCGGCCCAGCCGCAGGUCCCUGUGGAGGCGGCCCGGUCCCCACCGGAGCGCUACAGCCUGGAGGUCGAGCGAGUCAGCCUAGGACCUGAAGAAGAAGCACUUUACAGCCUGGAACCUGAGUACGGCACCACUGCCCGACGCAUGCUCGCUGCCACCGACCGCGGAAGGCCUGCGCGGGAGCCAAUCAGAGAGCCCCUCCACAUCAGGGGUGUGUAUGAUGACCACGUUGAGGCAGAGCUCCGUGAGGGACGACACCCCUUCCUCCAGGACGUAUACCCAGCCUCUCUGCCCAGCAUGGAGCCCACAGCAGGCCACCACUCUCCAUCCACAGACAGUGUCCGCAAGGACCCUCGCUGGCGUGACCCUGACCUCCCCGAGGUCAUCAGCAUGCUGAGCCACCCAGUGGACCCCGUCAAAUCCAACGCCGCAGCCUACCUGCAGCACCUGUGCUAUGAAAACGAUCGAAUCAAGAGGGAUGUGCGGCAGCUCAAGGGGGUCCCCGUGCUCGUGGGUCUGCUGGACCACCCGCGGGCUGAGGUGCACCGCAAGGCCUGUGGAGCACUGCGCAACAUCUCCUACGGCAGGGAUCACCAGAACAAGGUCGCCAUCCGGAACUGCGAUGGCAUCCCUGCCCUGGUACGGCUACUGAGGCGGACAGGUGACAUGGAGGUCCGAGAACUGGUCACAGGAACACUGUGGAACCUGUCCUCCUACGAACCCCUAAAGAUGGUUAUCAUCAACCACUGCCUCCAAACCCUCACCAGCGAGGUCAUUGUCCCACAUUCUGGCUGGGGACGGGAGCCCGGUGAGGACUCCAAGCCCCGCGAUGUCGAGUGGACCACGGUUUUCAAGAACACCUCAGGGUGUCUGAGGAAUGUGAGUUCAGAUGGGGCAGAAGCCCGGAGGAGGUUACGGGAGUGCGAGGGUCUGGUGGAUGCGCUGCUGUACACCCUGCAGUGUGCCGUGGCCAAGAAGGACACAGACAACAAGUCGGUGGAGAACUGCGUGUGCAUCCUGCGGAACCUGUCGUAUCACGUGCACAAGGAGGUGCCGGGGGCAGAGAAGUACCAGGACCCGGCGAGCGGCUUCAAACCGAGCUCUGGAGGCUCACAGAAGAAGAAGAAGAAGGAUGAUGCCGGCUGCUUUGGGGGAAAGAAGGUCAAAGAGGAUUGGUUUAAUCAUGGUAGGAAAAAUGGAGAGAGCAAGAGAACCUACGAGACGCUGGAUCUACCCAAGCGCACCGAGCCCAUGAAAGGCUACCAGCUGCUCUACCAACCAGAGGUGGUCAGGCUUUACCUGUCCCUUCUCACAGAGAGCCAGAAUUACAACACGCUAGAGGCAGCCGCUGGGGCUCUGCAGAACCUCGCUGCUGGACACUGGACGUGGUCUAGUUACAUCCGGGCGACGGUACGGAAGGAGAAGGGCCUGCCUGUCCUCGUGGAGCUGCUGCGGUCCCACGCUGACACCGUGGUCCGGGCCGUGGCCAUCGCGUUGCGCAACCUGGCCAUAGACCACCGCAACAAGGACCUGAUAGGGAGCUACGCUGUGAGGGAUCUGGUGAGCAACCUGCCCAGUGGUCAGCAGCGUCCAGCCAAGAACCUGGAGGAGGACACCGUGGUGGCCGUGCUCAACACCCUGCACGAGAUCGUCACCAACAGCUCCGAGAACGCCCGUGCCCUCAUCCAGGCGCACGCCAUCCAGAAGCUGGUCUCCAUCAGUCGGACCAGCCAGUCACCGCGUGAGACUAAGGCUGCAUCUCACGUGCUGCAGACAGUGUGGAGCUACAAGGAGCUGAGGAACGUCCUGACCAGGGAUGGCUGGAAUAAGACCCACUUUCAGCCCUCAGCCGCCGUCCAGCCCAAAGGGACCCGGAACGGCAGGGCCAGCGGCGAUGACACCACUCUGCCCCUGAUGGAGAGGAACCAAGAUGUUUUCUCCAACACUGAUUCCAGGGACCACGAGUGCAGAUAUAGCACCAGGGAUGGUCCAGGUAGCAUGGUGGAACGGGACCAUGUGAAGAAUGACUCAAACAGGAAAUUCUUUAUCAGGACUAACAAGCCUUCUGUGAAUCUGGUGGAUGCCUGCGACCUCAAACCCCAGCCCGUGGAUUCCUGGGUGUAACGCCGCACUGAGGCGUGCGGGGACCCUUCGAGCGGAAGAGGAGGUCAGCAUCACUGCCGCCGUCACGGUUGUCGUCUUGGCGCCCACGUCUCGGCAGACUUUCUUAAAAACAGAACUUUUAACCGCACAGCAGGUGAAGUGGAGAGCAACCAGAACUGCUGCUGUUGAAGUCCACAUGCCCCAGAACACUGUGGAAAGGCCCGGAGAGGUCACCGGGUUUGGGCCGACAGGCACCCUAGUGUUGGAUGUUGUUCUAACCGCAAGAUUCGAGUUGCGCUUUUAGAGACACGGACGGUCCAGUGGAAUGUAC
Scleropages formosus (Asian bonytongue) is the source of this 3382-nucleotide messenger RNA. RefSeq names its product armadillo repeat protein deleted in velo-cardio-facial syndrome homolog. Gene Ontology annotation, cellular component: nucleus; cytoplasm; plasma membrane. Gene Ontology annotation, biological process: cell-cell adhesion. The record is from RefSeq and is a predicted model, not a curated record. The transcript has 19 exons. Lineage: Eukaryota; Metazoa; Chordata; Actinopteri; Osteoglossiformes; Osteoglossidae. Gene Ontology annotation, molecular function: protein binding. Bases 271 to 3072 code for a protein of 933 amino acids.